AUGCUCUCUCUCUCUCGCUUUCUUUCUUUCUUUCUUUCUUUCUUUCUUUCUCCAAAUAAACAUUUCAUCUAUCUAUCUAUCUAUCUAUCUAUCUAUCUAUCUAUCUAUCUAUCUCUAUUUCAUCAUUAUCUAUCUAUUCCUAUUUUAUCACUAUCUAUCUAUCUAUCUAUCUAUCUAUCUAUCUAUCUAUCUAUCUAUCUAUCUCAAAUUUGUGUUCUUGUUUUUCUUUCUUUCUUCUUCUUCUUCUUCUUUUUUUUUCUUCUUUUUCUUUUUUUCUUCUUUUUCUUCUUUUUUCUUCUUUUUCUUCUUUUUUCUUCUUUUUUCUUUCUCUUUUUCUCUUUCUUCUUUUUCUUUUUUCUUUUUCUACUUUUUCUUCUUCUUUUUCUUCUUCUUCUUCUUCUUCUUUUUCUUCUUCAUGUUCUUCUCCUUCAUUUACUGUUCCACAUCUUUACAUGUACAUCUACCUUUAAUUUAAAUCAUUUUGCUUUCUUUCUUUCUUUCUUUCUUUCUCACGCUGUUCUUUUCUUUCUUUCUUUUUUAUACUCUGUUAACUUCUUUCUUUCUUUCUUUCUUUUUUUCUUUCUUUCUUUCUUUCUUACGCUGUUCAUUUCAUUCCUUCUUUCUUUUUUAUACUCUGUUCAUUUCUUUCUUUCUUUCUUUCUUUCUUUCUUUUUCUGA
Molecule: messenger RNA, 678 nt
Organism: Acanthosepion pharaonis
Lineage: Eukaryota; Metazoa; Mollusca; Cephalopoda; Sepiida; Sepiidae
Source: the annotation of a GenBank genome assembly